This is a messenger RNA of Mangifera indica (mango), 1985 nucleotides long. Its product is annotated as GPN-loop GTPase QQT2. NCBI's taxonomy places the organism in Eukaryota, Viridiplantae, Streptophyta, Magnoliopsida, Sapindales, Anacardiaceae. The record is from RefSeq and is a predicted model, not a curated record. Bases 628 to 1869 code for a protein of 413 amino acids. The transcript is spliced from 8 exons. Gene Ontology annotation, molecular function: GTPase activity.
AGAAAAAAUCGCAGGGCAUAUUUUAUCGUCUUCGUCACGACCUGUCUGUCUCUAUCUAGACGUCCACAGCCGCCAGCUUUGAACAGGUUGUCCAGUCGUCCAUUUUUGCUUCCAUCUUCUUCCUGUCGAUUCUGAACUAUCUGUCCUGUCCUCCAGUUCUCAGUCAAUUUCGUUUCUUCCCGUCAACUCUGAACUCGACAUCGUUGUUUCCUGCCAAAGAAAAUAACCAUAGCUCUGUUACCUUCCUCGUCUUUGUGGUUUCAACGGUCAUUCGACUCGUCAUCCAACCGGCUUGUAGCUGUGCCGUCGUCAAUCAACUCGCCGCAUUUUGAGUGCGUUGUACUUUUCUCAAACCUUGAGGCCUGCAAAGGGAUUAUCCUUUCUGUGACCCUGGCUAUUUUUAUUCCAUGUUUACUCUGUUUAAGAGCAUCGGACUCCAUCAGCCAUAACUUCAAGCACAGUACAAUAGCAAAGUACCCAAGACAGGCAGGUGCGACACUUAAAGAAGCCCCUCUCAAGAAGACAUUCACGUCGUCCUUAGAACCCGUUCUCGAUAAUCAAGCAAGAGAGUUUAAACUUGAAGUUUGAUCUGCAUUGCUAGUCAAGAAUUGUACUAGAAUUUGCAAAAUGGAUAUUGAUUCUGACUUCAAAAAUUUCAAUAUCGAAUCGGCGGAGGUAGUUGCAUCAACUCAAACGGACCCUAUGGAUUCUUCAGAAGUGAAGAAGGACAAUGGUAAAGAAAGAGAGGAGCUUGCCAAGUCAAUGGACAAACUACAUAUUGAGGAAUCACCAUCUGGACUGGCAGGGUCUUCAUCUACUAACUUCAAGAGAAAACCAGUUAUAAUUAUUGUUGUGGGAAUGGCAGGGAGUGGGAAAACAACAUUUCUUCAUAGAUUGGUUUGCCACACACAAGCUUCUAACAUUCGUGGUUAUGUGAUGAACCUUGACCCUGCUGUUAUGACUCUUCCAUUUGGAGCAAACAUUGAUAUAAGAGAUACAGUUCGGUAUAAGGAAGUAAUGAAGCAGUUUAAUCUUGGGCCUAAUGGAGGAAUUAUGACAUCACUUAAUUUGUUUGCAACGAAGUUUGAUGAGGUUGUUUCGUUGAUUGAGAGGCGCGCAGAUCAGCUUGAUUAUGUUCUUGUGGAUACUCCUGGUCAGAUUGAGAUAUUCACUUGGUCUGCUUCAGGAGCCAUCAUCACAGAAGCUUUUGCUUCAACAUUUCCAACUGUGAUCACUUACGUAGUUGAUACACCUCGUUCAGCAAGCCCAAUAACCUUUAUGAGCAAUAUGCUUUAUGCUUGUAGCAUCCUCUACAAGACACGUUUGCCUCUCGUGUUGGCAUUUAACAAGACCGAUGUGGCUCAGCAUGAAUUUGCUCUUGAGUGGAUGCAAGACUUCGAAGCAUUUCAAGCGGCAGUGAAUUCUGAUCACUCAUACACAUCAACUUUAACACACAGUCUCUCCCUUGCACUGGAUGAAUUUUAUAGAAAUUUAAAAUCUGUUGGAGUAUCUGCAGUUUCUGGUACUGGAAUGGAUGCCUUCUUUAAGGCCAUCGAAGCAAGUGCCGAGGAGUAUAUGGAAACAUACAAGGCUGAUCUUGACAAGAGACGGGCAGAAAAGCAACGGUUGGAGGAAGAGCGUAGGAAGGAGAGCAUGGAUAAGCUGAGGAAGGAUAUGGAAAAAUCCAGAGGAGAAACCAUCAUCUUGAGUACUGGUUUGAAGGACAGCAAAGCCAAAAGUAGGGAUAUGAUGGUCGAUGAAGAUGAAGAAGAAGAUUUAGAUGAGGAGGAUGAUUAUGAGAUAUUUACUGAAGAAGACGAUGCUAUAGAUGAAGAUGAAGAUGAAGAGGUUUCUAAAUUUUCUGUUUAAUGGAAGUUUUGUUGGAACAAAAACUGAAACAGAACUCUCUGUAUGAGACCUUUAACAUUGCCUUAACACAUAGUGUUUGUUUCUCAAGAUUUUUCUUCAAGGAUGCACUUUGCACA